AUGGCUGCCAUCCCACUUCGAAUAAUUACCUUAAAUGAAGUUCAAAAACAUAAUAAACCAACUGAUUUGUGGAUGAUUAUACAUGAUAAAGUUUAUGACGUUACUAAAUUUUGUCAUCAACAUCCUGGUGGUGUUGAAGUUUUAAUUGAUUGUGGUGGUCAAGAUGCAACUGAAGCUUUCAGAGAUGUAGGUCAUUCAGAUUAUGCAUUAACAAUGUUAAAUCCUUAUAUAUUGGGUGAAAUAAAUAAUAAUAAACCAUCUGAAACUAAAUCAUUCGAUGAUGUAAAAAAUAACAAUAAAGAAGAAGGUACAAAAAUGGGUUUACUACUACCGAGAUUUUCAAUUUACCAUAUAAACAUUUUUAUUAUUAUAUUAUUGAUAAUUUGUAUUAUAAUUAUUCAAUUAAUUAAAUGGGGGAAUUUGUAG
Insectozyma verbasci is the source of this 426-nucleotide messenger RNA. NCBI's taxonomy places the organism in Eukaryota, Fungi, Ascomycota, Pichiomycetes, Serinales, Debaryomycetaceae. The record is from the annotation of a GenBank genome assembly.